AUGUAUUUUCAGAUAAACGUACGGGUCACUACAAUGGAUGCUGAGCUGGAGUUUGCCAUUCAGCCCAGUACAACUGGUAAACAACUUUUUGACCAAGUUGUGAAAACGAUUGGACUCCGAGAGAUCUGGUACUUUGGACUGCAGUAUCAGGACAGCAAGGGCUUCUCUACAUGGCUGAAACUCAAUAAGCGGGUGACUGCUCAGGAUGUCAGAAAGGAAAACCCACUGCUGAUUAAAUUCCGAGCAAAGUUCUACCCUGAGGACGUGGCUGAAGAGCUGAUCCAGGAAGCUACGCAGCGUCUUUUCUUCCUCCAGGUGAAAGAGGGGAUCUUGAACGAUGAUAUCUACUGUCCACCUGAGACGGCCGUUCUCCUGGCCUCAUAUGCUGUGCAGAUGAAAUACGGUGACUACAACAACGAAUAUCACGUGCCUGGAUAUUUGUGCAGAGACAAACUGCUGCCACAAAGAGUUCUAGAACAACACAAACUGACUAAAGAGCAGUGGGAAGAACGAAUCCAGGUGUGGCAUGAGCAACACAAAGGCAUGCUCAGAGAGGACGCUAUGAUAGAAUACUUGAAGAUUUCCCAGGAUCUGGAGAUGUAUGGAGUGAACUAUUUCAGCAUCAAAAACAAAAAAGGGUCGGAGUUGUGGUUGGGUGUUGAUGCUUUGGGACUCAACAUAUAUGAACGUUCAGACAAGCUGACACCUAAGAUCGGAUUCCCUUGGAGUGAGAUACGGAAUAUUUCUUUCAAUGACAAGAAAUUUGUCAUUAAGCCAAUAGACAAAAAGUCACCGGACUUUGUGUUCUAUGCACCUCGUCUGCGCAUUAACAAGCGUAUCCUGGCUCUGUGCAUGGGAAACCAUGAUCUUUACAUGCGACGCCGCAAGCCAGACACCAUUGAGGUGCAGCAGAUGAAAGCGCAGGCCAAAGAGGAGAAGAACAAGAGACAACAAGAGAGAGCACUUCUGGAAAAUGAGAAAAAAAGAAGAGAAAAUGCAGAGAAAGAAACUGAGAAGAUUGCAAGGGAGACGAUGGAGCUCAUGGAAAGGCUUCGACAAAUUGAAGAGCAGACCAAAAAAGCUCAAGAGGAACUUGAAGAGCAGACCAAGCGGGCGUUGGAGCUGGAGCGGGAGAGGAAAUUUGCACAGGAAGAAGCUGAGCGACUGGAGAAAGACCGCAGGAUUGCAGAAGAAGUCAAGUCAGCCUUACUGCAGCAAUCUGAGAACCAGAUGAAGAACCAGGAAAAUCUGGCAACAGAGUUGGCCGAGCUGACAUCCAAGAUCAAUCUUUUGGAAGAUGCCAAAAAGAAGAAAGAGGAUGAAGCCAGGAAAUGGCAGAGAAGGGCGAUUAUGGUUGAGGUAGACCUGGAGAAGACAAAAGAGGAGUUGAAGAGUAAGCUAAUUGGGGUCCACAUCCAGGCAAUGUCCCAGACGGAGAAUGACCAUGAUGAAAAUGAUGAGAGCAGUGCCGAGGCCAGCGCUGAGCUCACAUCCACUGGAACAUAUCAAGACCGCAGUGAAGAGCAGCGCAUAACAGAAACGGAAAAGAAUGAACGUCUGCAGAAGCGCCUACAGGCUCUGAGCUCUGAGCUGGCAGAUACUCGUGAUGAAAGCAAGAAAACUGCUAAUGAUCUGAUCCACGCUGAGAACGUUAGGUUAGGGAGGGACAAAUACAAGACCUUACGGCAAAUCCGACAAGGAAACACCAAACAGCGCAUUGAUGAAUUUGAGUCCAUGUGA
Molecule: messenger RNA, 1740 nt
Organism: Onychostoma macrolepis
Lineage: Eukaryota; Metazoa; Chordata; Actinopteri; Cypriniformes; Cyprinidae
Gene: msnb
Product: moesin b
Exons: 12
Coding region: 1-1740 (579 amino acids)
Biological process (GO): regulation of cell shape; positive regulation of early endosome to late endosome transport; regulation of organelle assembly
Cellular component (GO): adherens junction; microvillus; apical part of cell
Molecular function (GO): cell adhesion molecule binding; actin binding
Source: RefSeq, a predicted model, not a curated record